AUGGAAAAGAUUGUAGAGGCACUGCUUGUCUCAAACGACAUGGACGAAUUCAAUGCAGCCAAAGAUCAGCUUGAGGCGCUCCCUAACUGCGCCGCCAUCCUCAAAAAGACGCUCCUCAGCCGGGCGGGCCAAGUUGGUAAAACGCCACAUUCGGUUUUGCUCCUGGGCCUCGCCUACGCUGGUGAAACUCACCUCGACUGGGCACCUUUCACCAACCUUGAUAUUGCUGACCUAAAGUCUGCCUUCGAAGCUGGUUCCUUCGCGUCUGUCAAGUCACUGAAUCUCUCUGGCACCUUGGCUUGCCUCUCACCAUCCGAGCUACCACCCGUCCUCUCUAGUUUGACUUGUUUGAAGUCACUGUACCUUCUGAACAGACCCGAUCGGUUCGAUGAUGAUGAGACCGCCCAAGCCGUUCUCGGUCUCGCACAUUCGGACUUAGGCCUCGCGUUGGACAAGGUGGUCGUGUCUGCGGUCAUGUCGAUUGCCGUUCGCCUCAGAACCUGGCUCCCUGACACAAAUGAUGCCGCUGAUGCAAUUCCGGGAUUUCCAAUUGCACAACUUCUAGUCUACCAUAAGAAUGAUGCUACUAAUGUCCGCGGGCGAGUGGUACCAUACGAGUACUUCUUUCUUGGGGAUGCUCUCCUCAGUCCUGUUCGAUUCGUCAAUGCCUUGUUGCGCUAUGUACGGGCCUUGAACUCACAGAGGUACAUAUCGACAAGCGGUUCUGGACUCGAGUUGACCGCUUGCAUGGCUUUGAGCUCCUCGGUUCCUGGUGAUAAGGAUAUAGGCGAGGUCGGGGCUCUUCCCGCCCAAGCCUACAGGUUUGGCAAGGACAGUUACCACAGCAGCCUUUCUCACGGCUGCUACUCUGAAAUGCGAAAUCUCAAGCCUGGGCAGUGGACGGUCUUGCUGAGCCGGAAUGCAGGCCCUGAGGGAUUCCAAGCACCUGCCGACAAGGGUUUCCAGUAUGCCUUUGUCCGUUGCAAAUCCGAAAUCAAGGUGCGAAACCCAAAGGAGGGGGAGCGAGACGAGGUUGUGGCAGACAACCUCGAGGUAUACAGCUUGCGUGAGUUCCUUGAUGAGACAGUGCCAAGCUCUGGCUCCACGAGCUUGGACCCUCUUUUCAACCAGCUCCGCUUGCAAGUUGCAGAGACUGAUCAGCUACCUUCGGAUGACGCCGUGCUUCGGUGCAUGAAUGCCGGGCAAUCUCGGGACUUGCUGGUCAAGUUCAUAGAUAACAUUCCCACGAUGGACUUAGUGAAGGAACAAGCACGCCUGUAUCAAUAA
Messenger RNA from Clonostachys rhizophaga, 1287 nucleotides. NCBI's taxonomy places the organism in Eukaryota, Fungi, Ascomycota, Sordariomycetes, Hypocreales, Bionectriaceae. The record is from the annotation of a GenBank genome assembly.